GUUGCCAAUCCCUGAUUUAUCCGUUGAAACUAAAAAAUAAAAUCGCUCAAUUCAAUAAUUUUCUUUUUUAAAAAUAAAUUAAAAUGAGUGAACAAAAUGAAUCAAUAUUGUUGGAAAUAGACGACUUACAUCGAGACGAUCUAGUGGAGCAGUAUAAAAACUUAUCCAAAGCCUAUUUAAGAGUAAAAAAUGAAAAUGAUGAUUAUAAACAACAAAUUCACAAUAAUCUGUUGCAAACAAAAAUUCUCAUUUCGACACAAACUGAUUUACAAAGUGAGCUCGAUAGUAUCAAUGAAUCACAUAAUCGUGAAAUUCAAGAACACAAUAAGAAAAGCUCUAAUUGUAUUGACUUGUUAAAACAAAAAAUUUCUGAAUUGGACGAAGAAAAAUCGCAGUUGGAACAAAAUCUAAACGAUGUGAAACAAAGAUUAAAGUCUUUUGUGCAAGAAUGCGCCGACAUGAAAACAAUUCUUCUUAAUAAAACUGUAUCCCGAAAAUCAGACAGUUUUUCUGAUAAUCUUCUUAUAGAAAAUGAAAAUCUUCAACAAAUGUUAAAUGAAACAAAAAAUUGUUUAGAGCAGAAAAUUGCAGAAUGUCAUAAGAAUACUUCAACAAUUGAGGAGCUAAAUGAAAGGAUUCUAUGUUUAGAAGAUAAUCUUGAGUCGAAAAAGAAUGAAAUUGAAGAGAAAAGUUUGACUUUCGAGAAUCUUCAAGAAACUUGUAAUGAGAUGUCAAUUGAACUUGCAAUGCUUAAAACUGUGCCAGAAAAUUCUGAUCGCAAGGGAAAUUCACUGUUUGCUGAAGUCGAUGACCAAAGACAAAAGAUGAAAUCAAUUCUUCAAGGCGAACGUUCACAUUAUUUAGAAAUGAAAAAGUUAUUUAACGCAAAAGAAAUUGAGAUUCGAAGAUUGAAGCGAGAAAAUAUGAACAUAAAGUUAGAAAUACAAUCAUGUUCAAAUAUUUUCAAACGUGGUGAAAAAAUUGCUAAUGAAUCUCUAACCGCACAAAUAGCAAGUCUGAAAAAUGAAAAAAUGAUUCUUGAACGACGAUUAGCGACUACAGAAACUCGCCUCAUUGAUCUCGCUAAAAAACAAAAUCUUGGAUGGAUAGAAACUCUCAUAAUUACAGCAAACGACGAACAACGUGAGCUUAAAGAUAAUCAAUCUAAAGCAAUGUAUGAGAACUCGUCACUUGCUAAUUGUCUGACACAGAAUCACAAAGACCUUGCAAAGGCACGUCUCGAAUGUGUUCAAUUUAAAAUGAUGAUCAAUCGAAUUAUCGAUUGCAACAAUAUUAAGAUUAAUGAAAACGACUUUCUUGAUAUUGGAAUAAGCAGUGAAUUGUUUGAGAAUCUCGCAGAGUCAAAAACUUUUGACACUUCAACACAUGAAACGUCAUCAAUGUUUGAUAGUGGAGCACUCAACGAAAGCACAAUUCAGUUGAUCGGUGGACAUGAACUUCUAGGACAUGUCAUCACAAAAGCAAAUUCAAACAUUAUAGAAAGUCUGAAAGUUGAAGAAAAUAAGGAAAAUAAAGAAAACGUCGAAAAUUUAAAGCCAGAAAAGAAAAUCGUUUCGGAACAUGUCAACGUCAUCCAAGAAAAGGAAGAAGCAAAACCUGCAAAGGAUUCAGAAAAUGUUGAUAAGAAAUUUAUUAACAAAACUCUUGAUGAAUUUAAGGAAUCAAAACUUCCACGAAAACGAAAUGGUGUCACCAUCAAGCGAAUUGUCAUUCCAUCAAAAAAUUCACAAAAAUCAUGAAGAAGUUCACUGUUGAAUGUUAAACAAAUAAAUUUUAUAUCAAAGUAAAAAUUAUAAGAGG
Molecule: messenger RNA, 1821 nt
Organism: Clunio marinus
Lineage: Eukaryota; Metazoa; Arthropoda; Insecta; Diptera; Chironomidae
Source: the annotation of a GenBank genome assembly